AUGCAUUUCACGUCCAUGCUCGCGAUCGCAACCUCCAUGCUAGCCAUGCAGGGCUCCGCCCAAUUCAUCCGCAAACCCCACAGCUCAUCACAGUCAGCCGACUCCCAGCCUUUAGGUGACACCUACGAUAUACCCCAGGGUGGUCUCGCACCCGUUGACCCUCUACAGCCGGGAAGUGACGUUGCGCCGGUAUUGAUUGGAAAGCCUCAGGGUCAUGAUGAAGGCAACGCGUUCUGCUUAGGACAGUGCUUCGCGGAGCGGAGCCAGGCGAUUUGCGAGAAACCUUUUGCUGAGCCGAUGUUCAAGGCGUCGAACAAUUGUUGGGUGUGUUGUAUCACGGCUGGGGACUUCUGA
Messenger RNA from Penicillium diatomitis, 354 nucleotides. RefSeq lists its product as uncharacterized. NCBI's taxonomy places the organism in Eukaryota, Fungi, Ascomycota, Eurotiomycetes, Eurotiales, Aspergillaceae. Bases 1 to 354 code for a protein of 117 amino acids. The transcript is spliced from 2 exons. The record is from RefSeq and is a predicted model, not a curated record.